Molecule: messenger RNA, 6371 nt
Organism: Sclerotinia trifoliorum
Lineage: Eukaryota; Fungi; Ascomycota; Leotiomycetes; Helotiales; Sclerotiniaceae
Source: the annotation of a GenBank genome assembly
GGGGUCGCGAGCUUUGCCCCGGCGACGCGACUGUCAACAUUAAUUAAUUAAAUAUUACUGACAGUUUCCCUGAGACCUUGUGCCACAUCAUCUGAAUUAUGAAUUAUUUACCAAAUUCAGUACAAUCUCUGAACUUGAUAAGCUUCACUUACAACAUUCAUUUCAUUCCCCGUACCUAUUGUCUUACUUACAACUAAUACACCUAAAUAUUCCCUAUCAUUAUUUCCAGAAGCAAAACACUAUCAAGCCUUCAUUCAUACAUAGAUUGGCGGCUAUUGAAUUUCUUAAGAAACCUAAAAAAAAGAAAAUAAUUCCGCACUUCCUAUUAACGACGUCAGACGAUAACAACAAUGAUAACCACGAUACACUGAUCAACUCAACGACAUCCUUUUCUCCUUCGAUGACUCGACUUGAGUCUCAUUAUUUUAUUGGACAUUUGUCUAUUCGACCGCAGGAUUCGAUCCCCUAACCAAGCAACACGUUUCGGAAAUCACGGCUGUGAAAGGAGGACUUUACAGAAGGACAACCUGGACCGUUGAACAUUUGCAACCAUGGCGCCCGGUGGCGGAGGAAACAUCAAGGUCGUUGUGCGGUGUAGGCCGUUUAACAGCAGAGGUAUGCGGUGGAUAUGUUGUCAAACCCCAUUCUCGUGUCAGUACUGAUACCUCGGAAUAGAGAUCGAGCGCGGAGCAAAAUGUAUAGUGCAAAUGAAAGAUGCGCAAACGGUCAUCACACCACCAGAUGGACAUGAGGCGAAAAUGAGAGAUGCAAAGGGUGGGAAGGGGGAUACGGGGCAGAAGGUUUUCGCAUUCGAUCGUUCAUACUGGUCUUUUGACAAGAAUGAUCCGAGUUACGCAGGACAAGACAAUCUCCAUACGGACUUGGGAAAACCACUUUUGGAUAAUGCCUUUCAGGGUUACAACAACUGUAUCUUCGCCUAUGGUCAAACGGGUUCGGGAAAAUCGUACUCGAUGAUGGGAUAUGGGAAAGAUGCAGGUGUUAUUCCAAAGAUUUGUCAGGAUAUGUUCGAAAGGAUAGGAGAAUUGCAAAAGGACAAGAAUUUGAAAUGCACCGUCGAAGUAUCAUAUCUGGAAAUUUACAACGAGCGAGUACGAGAUCUCCUAAACCCAUCGACAAAAGGCAAUCUAAAAGUUCGAGAACAUCCCUCUACGGGACCAUAUGUGGAAGACUUGGCGAAACUGGUUGUGAGCAGCUUUCAGGAGAUUGAGAACUUGAUGGACGAGGGAAACAAAGCCCGUACAGUCGCAGCCACAAACAUGAACGAAACUUCUAGUAGAAGUCAUGCUGUCUUCACUCUAACUCUGACACAGAAACGUUUGGAUGUGGAGACAAAGAUGGCAAUGGAGAAGGUUGCGAAAAUUAGUUUGGUCGAUUUGGCAGGUUCCGAACGAGCAAAUUCUACUGGUGCAACUGGAGCGCGAUUGAAAGAAGGCGCUGAGAUUAAUAGAUCUCUAUCGACACUUGGUAGGGUAAUUGCUGCGCUGGCCGACUUAUCUGAAGGAAAGAAGAAGAAAGUGGGAAAGGGGAACCAAGUUCCAUACCGAGACAGUGUUUUGACGUGGCUUCUGAAGGAUUCUCUGGGAGGAAAUAGUAUGACAGCUAUGAUUGCAGCCAUUAGUCCUGCAGAUAUAAAUUUCGAUGAAACUCUGAGUACCUUGAGAUAUGCCGAUAGUGCAAAGAGAAUCAAGAAUCACGCUGUUGUGAACGAGGAUGCGAAUGCUCGUAUGAUCCGUGAGUUGAAAGAAGAAUUGGCUCAGCUGCGGGAUAAAUUGACAGGUGGUGGUGGCGGCGCUGGAGAACUAGGUCCAGCGGAUGAAGUCUACGCAGAGGGUACGCCUCUAGAGAAGCAAAUGGUCACGAUCGUCUCAUCAGAUGGUGCUGUGAAAAAAGUAUCAAAAGCGGAAAUUACUGAACAACUCAAUCAAAGCGAGAAACUUUACUCAGAUCUAAAUCAGACUUGGGAGGAGAAAUUACAAAAAACCGAAGAAAUUCACAAAGAGCGAGAAGCGGCCCUGGAAGAAUUGGGUAUCAGCAUCGAAAAGGGUUUUGUUGGAUUACAUACACCAAAGAAGAUGCCCCAUCUUGUGAAUUUAUCGGAUGAUCCACUUCUAGCAGAAUGUCUCGUCUACAACCUCAAACCUGGAAUGACUACUGUUGGCAACGUCGAUUCCACUGCAGCCCAAGCUGCAGAAAUUCGACUGAAUGGUACUCGUGUAUUACACGAGCAUUGCAUUUUUGAGAAUGGCGUGGAUAAUGUGGUAACCCUUAUACCGAAUGAAGGCGCAGCAGUAAUGGUUAAUGGGCAAAGAGUCGAAAAGCCAACUCGAUUGAGAAGUGGUUAUAGGGUUAUUAUUGGUGAUUUUCAUAUCUUCAGAUUCAACAACCCGACGGAAGCUCGAGCGGAGCGUGCAGAACAGAGCCUCCUACGACAUUCCGUUACUGCCAAUCAAUUGGAAAAUAUUAAAGAUUGGGAUAAAUUCUCGCCUUCUUCUACCCCUCGACCGGCUCAUGAUCGGACAUUCAGCAAAGCUAUUUCCGACCUCGAUCUUGAUGGCAGUAGCCGAGCGGAUUCUCCAGCGCCUGGGCGUGCUCUUUCUGAUUGGUCACUGGCGAGACGCGAAGCAGCAGGGGCUAUUUUGGGCACUGAUCAAAAAAUCGCAGGUUUAUCCGACGAAGAGCUCAAUGUUUUAUUUGAGGAUGUUCAAAGAGCAAGAGCUGAACGUGCAACCGCAAAUAUGGAGGAUGACCUGGACUCAGUGACCUCGUAUCCUAUGCGAGAAAAGUACCUUUCCAAUGGUACCUUGGAUAAUUUCUCUUUGGACACUGCACUGACCAUGCCAUCCACACCAAAGCAAGGAGAAGUAGAGGAUAAGAUGCGUGAAGUUAGAGAAGAGAUGCAAGUCCACUUAGAAAGGCAAAGAGAAGAAUUCCAAGAGCAACUUGAGACAGCCAAGAGCGCAAAUGUCGAGGUUGAAGAGAUCAAGAAGGAAAAGGUCAGGAUGGAAGAGACGCUGAAGGAAGUGAAAGAGGAGAUGCUCAAACAAUUGGAGAUCCAACGAAAAGAGUAUGAGGAGAAAUUGCAAGAGCUGACUCCAAUCAAGUCCGGCCCAGACGGACCACCUCCACUAUCAGAGAGAGAAAUUGCGGUUGCGGAGAAAGUUGCAAAACAUUGGCAAGGACGAAGGUACGUUCGAAUGGCCGAGGCUGUAUUUCAAAAUGCAGCAAUUCUGAAAGAAGCACAAAUAAUGAGUCACGAAAUGGAUGAGAAUGUUGUUUUCCAGUUUACUGUUGUUGACAUAGGGCACGCUUUAUGCUCAUCUUAUGAUAUGGUUCUUAAUGAUAUAGAGGGAGAUGAUUUUCAACUUGAAGAUGCGACCAAGCCUUGCAUCGGCGUUCGGGUUAUAGAUUACAGGAAUAGUGUGGUUCAUCUAUGGAGUGUGGAUAAACUUCAGGAUCGAGUUCGUGUGAUGCGACAAAUGCAUCAGUACCUUGACCGACCAGAAUAUCUUCAACACUUUCGACUCGAUAAUCCAUUUAUGGAAACUUGUAUGCCACAGUACACACAUGUCGGAGAUGUAGAGGUUCCUCUCUCAGCAGUUUUUGAGAGUCGAGUUCAGGAUUUUACCCUUGAUGUUCUCUCGCCAUUUACGAUGCACGCCAUUGGUAUCAUCAAGCUGUCGUUAGAGCCAUCUUCAGCAAGAGCUCCUUCAAAUACCUUGAAAUUUAAUGUUGUUAUGCAUGAAAUGAUCGGAUUUGCUGAGCGGGAAGGAACAGAAGUUCAUGGUCAAUUGUUCAUACCUCCAGCUUCAAAUGAAAGUGGUGUUACAACAACUCAAAUGAUUAAGGAUUUUGAUGAAGGUCCAAUUCGAUUCGAAAGUGUUCAUAGUAUGAGUGUUCCGAUGUUUGGGCCCACAGAUGUUUCUCUUCGUGUGGCUAUCUUUGCCAAAGUUUCAUCAAUGCAUCUGGACAAACUUUUGAGUUGGGAUGAUAUGCGAGAUAAUGUCCCACAGCUUAAAAAGAAGCGUAAAGGCGCUCGUAUAUCGGAGUCACAAUUUUAUUCUGAAGAAAGGCAUGAUGUAUUUGUCAAGGUUCAAAUACUGGAACUAGCAGAAAAUGGUGAUUAUCCUCCGGUUGAAGUGAUCCAAACGAGCGAGCUUGACCAAGGAACUUUUCAACUUCAUCAGGGUUUACAACGUAGGAUUGUUGUCAAUUUGACACAUAAUUCAGGUGAUGCUUUACCUUGGUCAGACGUCACUGGUUUACGUGUAGGAAGAAUUCAACUCGUUGAUCAUAUUGGGAAAAGUCCAGAUCUCAGCUCUUCUUCUACUCCGCCUCUUUAUCUUAAAUUACUUUCCAAACCCAUUGUUAAAGCUAACGCAAACGGCACUAGCAAUGUUACCAUUGUUGGAAAAUGGGAUUCUAGUGCCCAUGAGUCUUUACUCCUUGAUCGAGUCACAGCAGAUAAAUACAAAGUUCAGAUGUCCCUUGCAUGGGAUGUAAGAUCUGGCAAACUAUCUCGUCCAAUGACUUUCACCAUGGAUGUUUGCUCUCAGAUAAUGUCACGUAAUUAUGUUCGCUCUACAUCGGUCUUUGCAUCAUUAUUUCAAAGCGUUCGAAUCGUUCAUUCUAUGACCGGUAUUUACUCUAUAUCAGUUCGUCCAAUGGCCGUGAAAAGAGCGGGUGAUUUAUGGAGGAUGAAUACGUCUGAAGAUUAUGUAAAGGGUGAAGAAGCUCUUACGAAUUGGACACCUAGAGGUGUUAGCUUGGUUAAAGAUUUUAUCGCUGCAAGAAGAAGGAAGCGAAGGUUGGCAGAAUUAGAUGCAGCGCAGCCAUUAUUGAAUCGCAUUGCAUCGCUACCAUUGCCAAAACCAAUAUCGGCUCCAUCAAUCUCACCGAUUAUCGACCGAGACCCAGCUGAAAUACCACUUCCAGCAAGUCCUUUGGCUACAGAUGAAGAAUUUCCACUGUCGAUAGAUGAGGCUUUCACGUCACCCAUGAACGGAGAUAUCGCACCCACAAAUGGAGACAUUCAAAGCAAAGAUGAGAUCGUAGAAAAUUUAGAAGUCCCAAUAGACGCCGAUUCCAUUCCUCACGAUGAAAGCAAAGAACAACAACCCCAAACUCAAUCAGAAUACAACCCUCACCAAAUCGCCCUUCUCCAAAAGUUUGUUAAAUUAUUCCAUCUGUGUCGCGACCCAUCAACAACCAUCCUUACACCCACUAAUGUCGAACCACCUAUAAAUGGCUCUCCAGCUCCGUCUCUCUUACAUACAUCCUCUUUUACAUCCAAUACAUCCCGGUCAAUUUCUCCUCGACCAUUAAACUUCUCAAAUUCACUUCACCCUUCAACCGCCAAUUCACGUCAAACCUCCCGAACUCGUCGAACUUCUCGAUCUCGUCAAACAUCUCCUGCCCCCCACGCCCAUCCUAAUCCUCUUAUACCCCAAAAUCUCGCAAAUGUCUCUCAAAUCAAGAAAAACCCUACUCUAAUUAAGGGUGGAUAUCUGUUAGUCCCUUCAGCCGAUAGUACAAAAUGGAUACGAAGGUUCGUUGAACUUCGACGUCCAUACCUUCAUAUUCACGCAGUGAAUGGCCCCAAUAGCGGCGAAGAAAUAAAUGUCGUUGGACUACGAAAUGCGCGUGUAGAUCAUAGUCCCGAAAUCGCCAAACUACUUCGAAAUUCAAGUCAGAAUUCUAGUAGGACUAGUAGUCCGGGAACGGCUCAGCAGGGUAGUUGGGGUAAUGGUAUAGGAGGCAUUUAUGGAGGGAGAGCGAGGAGUGGAAGCACGAAUAGUAUUAUGGGAUAUGGUGGAAGGGUUAAUGGUAAUGCGAAUGGGGAAAGAGGAAGGGAAAUUGAGGAGACCAUUUUUGCAGUUUAUGGGACAAAUAACACGUGGUUGUUUAGGGCAAGGAAUGAAAGGGAAAAGGUGGAGUGGAUUUGGAAGAUUGAUCAGGGGUAUUUUAGUAGUGGUGGUAGAGGUGGCAAUGGGAAUGGUGGAGGAAGAGAUGAUGGGAGUGGAAGUCCGGGGAGUGAUGAUGUAGAUAUGGAUGGAGAGGAUUAUUUGGCAGAUUAAUCGUUUUGUUUGCCAUUACUUUUUGAGGCAUGGCAUGGCAUUGGGCGUAUAAAAUAUGACAUGAGAUAAAAAGAAGAGAAGAGAAAGAAGGAGAGAAGAGAAGAGAAGAGAAAAAUUAGAUAUCAUAUUGGAUGGAUGUCAAAAUACAUCAUUGCACUGCACAGCAGAUUAGAUUAGGUCACUCACAUUAGACAGUCUAGAUUACACUUACACUUACACUUACACUUACACUUACUUACUUAUAUUACACCUACAGGAUUAGGUACCAUACGAUAC